This is a messenger RNA of Erpetoichthys calabaricus (reedfish), 4712 nucleotides long. RefSeq names its product putative zinc finger protein 66. Bases 418 to 1260 code for a protein of 280 amino acids. NCBI's taxonomy places the organism in Eukaryota, Metazoa, Chordata, Cladistia, Polypteriformes, Polypteridae. The transcript has a single exon. The record is from RefSeq and is a predicted model, not a curated record.
GAAGAAAGUGACUGUUUAUCCUUAACUUCAUCAGUUCAGACAUCCCUUCAGUGCAGAUUACAAAAUACACAAGAUGAUGAAAAUAUGAAGAAAUCAACAUCUGGACAAGGUAGUUUGAUGCCAAAUUCGUUGCAGGACAGUUCUUUGCCUUGCGGAAAACUGAAGAGGACAGAUGACAGCACCACUCAAGUACAAGUGCACAUGAUAAAUUCAGCAAGUUUGUUAGACUCUCAAGAUCAGAUGAAAAGUUUUAAUGGCAAAGCUGAUAUCAAAGACAAAUGGAGUAAUACAAGACAGAAGCCGUAUUGUUGUUAAGAAUGUGGAAAGCAGUUUUCCACCAAUAGUUUUCUGCAGAGACACACAAAGACUCACACUGGAGAGAAGGAGUACUGCUGUUCUGAAUGUAACAAGUGUUUCAUGACUAAGAGUAAUCUUCAUAUUCACAGAAGAAUUCACACUGGAGAGAAGCCGUAUCAAUGUUCUGAAUGUGGCAAACGUUUCUCACGCAGUUACAGCCUUCAGAAACACACAAGGAUUCACACUGGAGAGAAGCCAUAUCGUUGUUCUGAAUGUGGCAAGCUAUUCUCAGAUAGGAGUAGUCUUCUAGUACACAGAAGACUACACACUGGAGAAAAACCAUUUUGCUGUUCUGAAUGUGACAAGCAGUUCUCCUGGAGAAGCAAUCUUCUUUCCCACUCAAGGAUUCACACUGGAGACAAGACAUAUUUCUGUUCCGAGUGUGGCAAACAUUUCAAUUACAAGAUCUGUCUUCAGAUCCACAUAAGAAUGCACACUGGAGAGAAACCAUAUUGGUGUUCUGAAUGUGACAAACAAUUCUCACACCGUAACAGUCUUCAGAAACAUGCAAAAUUUCACACUGGGGAAAAGCCAUAUUGUUGUUCUGAAUGUGGAAAACGAUUCACGGAUAGAAGCCUUCUUAAGGUUCACUUGAUAAGCCACACUGGAGAGAAGCCAUAUUACUGUAUUGACUGUAACAAACGAUUCUCAACGAAUAGUGGUCUUUAUAAACAUAAAAAAAUCCACACUGGAGAGAAGCCCUUUUGUUGUUCUGUGUGUGGGAAAUGUUUCUUGCAUAAGAGCCAACUUCAGAGCCACACAAAAGUUCACACUAGGGAGAAGCUGUAUUGUUGUUCUGAAUGUGGGGAACAGUUUUCAUACAAUAGCGGUCUUCAGAAACAUUCAAGAAUUCACACUGGGAAGAAACCAAAAAAGAGUAAGUUGGAAGGAAAAGGAAGUUAGGAAGAAGAAGGUAGGAGGAGGAAAACAACUUUAACAGUAUGAAGAGGAUUCAAGGAAGAAAUUCAUACUUGGCUGCCCAUCUCCAAGAAUAAAAAAGUUCCUUUCCCACCUCUGCAAGGUUAUUAUAGUUAAUGAAAACUAAAAUCAAAACUGACACUAUUAAUAAAAACUAAAAUAAAAUAAUUAACAAAACUGAAAUGAAAAACUAAAACUAAAUUAAACCAUUUAAACACCUGGAAAGACGUACUGAAAUGAAAUAGUAACUUACUAAAAAUAUUUUUAGUUUUCGUCACAACCGGACUUACAAGAGACUGCUGUCAAUGUCCCGCUCCACUGACAGACUGAGGAGAUUGUUCCUCCCCCACACUAUGUCACUCUUUAAUUCCACCUGGGGUUGGGUAAACGUUAAAAUUAUACAAAGUUAUUGUAUACCUGCAUUGUUAUCACUCUUUAAUUUAAUGUUGUUCUUUAUCAGUAUGCUGCUGCUGGAGUAUGUGAAUUUCUCCUUGGGAUUAAUUAAGUAUCUAUCUAUCUAUCUAGAGGGCUAACCUGGGAUGCAGGUGUCCCAAAAUUAAUCAAAAUUUAUUAAUUAGAAUUUUGUAUUUUUUUUAAAAUAAGUAUUCCUGCCGUUAUUCUUUAACCCUUGUAACUUUAAACCAGAAGAUCUCCCACCACCAGCUGUUCGCAUAUAUUCAUUCGGCCGGUGACUGAGAGCUGGUGUUGACACAGCAUUUGUGGUAACAGAGCAAACUGAAUACAGGCAUGUAAAGCGUGUGAAGAAGAAAGCAAUUUACUGUGUGAUAAAACUAACAGUUCUUCAGGAGCUGAGAGUGACAGCAUGAUAAAUUCUGGUUCAAGUGUUAGUGAAGCAUACCAAGGUGAUGGUUUUGCUUUGAAUGUGUUCGGUAGCUUUCAUUCACUGGAUCUCCGGGGCUCAAGAGAGAAGUAUUAUAUACAGAAAAUCCCUCAUAGAAUUUCAGUCUGUUCAUAAAUGACAGCAUGUUAGCUGUAAUUCUGACUGAGCCCAAGACACGGUGCUGUAUGUACACAUCAAAUAUUAAACAGCAGCACACACUAAGCCAAAUUCCAGGCUGUUUGACUCUGAUGUCCAUUAUGAUGAGUUGCUGCAUUUCUUUACGCUUCUUGUAUAUCAAGAUGUAAUUUAAAUGACAGAACAUGCUGGUCAAAAAAACCUUUACCGUAUGGACAGAAAAUUUACGAGUGAGAAACUUUGUAGUUUAUUUCUCAGGUGCCUGCGUUUUGUUGACAAUAAUUCACCUUCUCCUUUGCACAGGACAUAUCCUUUCUGAAAAUAAAAUAGCACUGAUUGAGAGACUGACGGUCAUCAUACAACAUCAGCAUAUUGUUACUGACAAGUCACUUUUGCUUUAAAAAUGUCAUUUAACAACAAAACGAUACAACCCUGAUAAAAUUCCCAAGCUGGCAAUGUCUCCAUGGCUGAGGUAAUGGAAAAAGAUGAUCCGCUGUGGCAACCCUUAAUGGGAGCAGCUGAAAGAAGAAGAAGAUGCAGUGAGAGUUACAAUGCUAAAGCAGUUAUGGUAUUUGGAAUACUAUGGCUAUUCCCUGGACCAUUGUAUUGCUGCACGUUAAUUACAAUUAGAUGCAUUACACUAAUAAACAAUAUGCAGUUAAUUUCAGUGUAUUUAUAAAGCCGCUCCAGGAAUGUGGAUUUAAGAAAGAAAGAGUGAUCACACAGGAACAGUAGCACUGCUUUGACGCUGGGUGCUGCCAGUCUGCAAAACCGAGCGGAGAAAUUGUGUACGCCAGGGUAUGAGGUACCAUGGAAAAGUGUGUGGCUUUACGGCAAGUUUAGGUUUUAUACAUCACGAUUUGAGCGUGGAAAUGUUCGUACGCAACAUUUCUGUGCGUACACACCGUUUAUACAUGAGGCCCCUGAUGUCAUUGCAACAAAAGCAGGACAAAGCGAGGUCAGAAAUAAAAGACAGAGUAGAAAACAAAGUAAAACAUCAUAAAGAAGGUUACAAAACAAAAGGGCCAAACACAUGCAGAGCAGGUUAGAGAUAAUGAAAAAUGGAAUUCAAAACACUCAAAAAAAACGUAGGAGCGAAACACAUGCAGAGCAAGAUGCAGAAUUUGAAAGCAGAAAAAAACGACAGUGUCAAUAAAAGAAAGCAAACAUCGCAUUAGCGCAAAGAAAGAGAAAUUAUUAGUUGCAGAAAUAACGAAAAGGCGAAUAGAAAUCGAAUAUAUGGACACAGGUGAUAUGUCAGAAGUAUGUAAAUAUUGUAAGGCUUUGAAGUUUAAGUCAGAGAAUUUUUGGAUGGGAAGCGUCGGUGCACAGCCAUUUUAAGAUCUCUCCAGAGAUGUUCAAUCGGAUUCAAGUCUGGGCUCUGGCUGGGCCACUCAGAGACAUUCACAGAGUUGUCCUGAAGCCACUCCUUUGAUAUCUUGGCUGUGUGCUUAGGGUCGUUGUCCUGCUGAAAGAUGAAACGUCGCCCCAGUCUGAGGUCAAGAGCGCUCUGGAGCAGGUUUUCAUCCAGGAUGUCUCUGUACAUUGCUGCAGUCAUCUUUCCCUUUAUCCUGACUAGUCUCCCAGUCCCUGCCGCUGAAAAACAUCCCCACAGCAUGAUGCUGCCACCACCAUGCUUCACUGUAGGGAUGGUAUUGGCCUGGUGAUGAGCAGUGCCUGGUUUCCUCCAAACGUGACACCUGGCAUUCACACCAAAGAGUUCAAUCUUUUUCUCAUCAGACCGAGAAUUUUCUUUCUCAUGGUCUGAGAGUCCUUCAGGUGCCUUUUGGCAAACUCCAGGUGGGCUGCCAUGUGCCUUUUACUAAGGAGUGGCUUCCGUCUGGCCACUCUACCAUACAGGCCUGAUUGGUGGAUUGCUGCAGAGAUGCUUGUCCUUCUGGAAGGUUCUUCUCUCUCCACAGAGGACCUCUGGAGCUCUGACAGAGUGACCAUCGGGUUUUUGGUCACCUACCUGACUAAGGCCCUUUUCCCCCAAUUGCACAGUUUAGAUAGCUGGCCAGCUCUAGAAAGAGUCCUGGUGGUUUCAAACUUCUUCCACUUAUGGAUGAUGGAGGCCACUGUGCUCAUUCGGACCUUCAAAGCAGCAGAGAUUUUUCUGUAACCUUCUCCAGAUUUGUGCCUCGAGACAAUCCUGUCUCAUAGGUCUACAGACAAUUCCUUUGACUUCAUGCUUGGUUUGUGCUCUGACAUGAACUGUCAACUGUGGGACCUUAUAUAGACAGGUGUGUGCCUUUCCAAAUCAUGUCCAGUCAGCUGAAUUUACCACAGGUGGACUCCAAUUAAGCUGCAGAAACAUCUCAAGGAUGAUCAGGAGAAACAGGAUGCACCUGAGCUCAAUUUUGAGCUUCAUGGCAAAGGCUGUGAAUACUUAUGUACAUGUGCUUUCUUAAUGUUUUUGUUUUUAAUAAAUUUGCAAAAACCUCAAGUAAACUUUUUUCAC